Fusarium coffeatum is the source of this 786-nucleotide messenger RNA. RefSeq lists its product as uncharacterized. NCBI's taxonomy places the organism in Eukaryota, Fungi, Ascomycota, Sordariomycetes, Hypocreales, Nectriaceae. The record is from RefSeq and is a predicted model, not a curated record. Bases 1 to 786 code for a protein of 261 amino acids. The transcript has a single exon.
AUGUCGUCUUCUGCCCAUCCACUACCCUCGUGGUAUUAUCGCCUUGCUCCUCAUCUCAAGUCUCACGGCGUGGUUCUUCCAUGGAGUUUCGAUGAAGACAUCUCGGAUCUCGAUGAGGCGCGUUAUAAUGAAGCUAGUGCUUAUAAUGGGCCUGAUGCAGAGUGGUUUCACCAACUGAGAGAGAAACGAGAAGAGCGCAAAAGGGAACUCCAAAAGCGAAGGGAGUUUAUCCAAAGACAGAAAGAAAAGAACAGAGAAGACGAAGAGGACAAAAUGAGAGAGGUGCAGACUGCUUAUCAAGCCUUGGAAGGUACGGGCUACAUGGCUGAUCUUGGUGAAUUGGAUACCACGUUUGAGCUCUACUCCCUGGACUACUUUGACCAUUUAUACGAUCCUAGUCCUGUCGGUAAUCGUACGAAGUACUUGCGUUACGAGAAUGCGGAUGAGCAGAACCCUAACGGUCUUCUGAUGGGCGUUUUAUGGCUCAAUCCAGACGUCAAAAGCGAACUUGUUCCAUUCUACCCUCCAUCACAUUCGAGUUUGAAACAAUACAGACUUGACACUAUCGAUGGAAGAUUUGCCCUCAUUGUGCAGUUCAUCGACAAGAACCAUAUUGUCCUCCAAGCACGUCGAGACUUCGUUUUCAUGGACAGGCCGCAUCAGGCAACCGGGCCAGACACCUUCUUAUUCGGAGGCGUUCGGAAUGAUUGGGGGAAACAACUGCAAGCUUAUGCGAAAAGCUUCCAUGGGACAGGAUUUGGAUUCUCGUUCGACGCGGCAGGUUGA